AGGCGGGCGCCACUGGGCUCGCGGGUUCUCCUGGGCUCUCCCGGGCGGCCCCAGGAUCCUAGGCGCCCAGCCAGCCAGACCUGAGAAGGAGGAUUUGUAUGGCCUUGCGGCCGCCCCGCUUCUCCUGGGAAGGGAGAUCGGGUGCUGGCAAGGGCACUCCACAGCCACUGGAGUGGCUUCGCGGAUGGCCUGGCUUCACGCUGAGGCUCUGGCCCUAGAGUCUGUGUGGCUAGUGUCCGGUACUGGAAAAGGCAUGGAGAGUCAGGGGUUGCUGCUUUCCCCACCCGCCCUCACCGCUGCCAGUGCCCCACGGGCGGUUUGCAGCUGCAGAUCUGGCACUGACGCGGGAUGGUGGAGCUUCCCUUAGAUGGCAUCAGGGUCGCCAAGUGCACAGCCUACCUGGCCUCAAGGUCAUUUUUGGAUGAAUUAAAGGCGUGUGUGGCUUCUGACGAUAUUGAAGGCAUUGUGUGCCUCAUGGCUGCUGUGCAUAUUAUCCUGGUUAUUAAUGCAGGUAAACAUAAAAGUUCAAAAGUGAAGGAGGUUGCAGCCACUGUUCACAGAAAACUAAAGACAUUCAUGGAAAUUACUUUGGAAGAGGAUAGCAUUGAAAG
This is a messenger RNA of Piliocolobus tephrosceles (Ugandan red Colobus), 611 nucleotides long. RefSeq names its product condensin-2 complex subunit G2-like. The annotation marks the transcript as partial. The transcript has 3 exons. NCBI's taxonomy places the organism in Eukaryota, Metazoa, Chordata, Mammalia, Primates, Cercopithecidae. The record is from RefSeq and is a predicted model, not a curated record.